Messenger RNA from Oreochromis aureus, 2370 nucleotides. Its product is annotated as polyunsaturated fatty acid lipoxygenase ALOX15B-like. Lineage: Eukaryota; Metazoa; Chordata; Actinopteri; Cichliformes; Cichlidae. The annotation marks the transcript as partial. Gene Ontology annotation, molecular function: oxidoreductase activity, acting on single donors with incorporation of molecular oxygen, incorporation of two atoms of oxygen; iron ion binding. The record is from RefSeq and is a predicted model, not a curated record. The transcript has 12 exons. Gene Ontology annotation, biological process: linoleic acid metabolic process; lipid oxidation.
CAACAAAAAGUUUAUUGCUGGGAUGUGUAUGAAGAAGGAAUUCCCCACUGCCUGAAGGCAGAUGGUCUUACAUCUCUGCCCUAUGACAUCUGCUUCUCUUUCACUAAGUAUGCAGAGAUAACCUACACUGCAACCACAGGAUUGAUAGAACUGGAACUGAUACAAAUAGCAGAGUGUAAGAAAAAUUUUACUUGCAUAGAGGAUAUUAGCCGCCUGUCACAUGUGCAUCAAUCAGUCACGUCAGAUUAUGUUCAGAAACAUUGGAAGGACGAUGCUUUCUUUGGCUACCAGUUUCUAAAUGGCGUCAACCCCAUAUUGAUCCGACGCUGUACAGCACUGCCAGACAACUUUGGUGUCACUGAUGAAAUGGUUUUUUCCAAUGGUCAACAUAAUUUGGCAGAGGAAAUGAAGAAGGGCAACAUCUUCCUGUGUGACUACAAGCUUUUGGAUGGAGUGCAGGCAAACACCAUCAAUGGGAAGCAACAGUUCUUGAUGGCUCCACUUGUUCUGCUCCAGAAAACUAAUGAUGAUAAGCUGAUGCCGAUUGCUAUUCAGCUGAAGCAGAAACCAGCAGAGGACAACCCGAUCUUUCUUCCUACUGAUUCAGAAUACGACUGGUUGUUGGCCAAGAUCUUUGUGAGAAGUGCAAACUUCAACCUUUAUGAACUUAAUGCUCACCUGCUGCGCACUCACCUGCUGGCUGAGGUUUUUGCAAUGUCAGUGUUCCGUAACUUGCCCAUGGUUCACCCUCUGUACAAGCUCCUCAUACCUCACACUCGCUACACUCUAAACAUCAACUUCUUAGCUCGGAAACUGCUAAUAUCUAAGAAUGGAUUUUUCAGUCAGUUUACAGCUUCUGGUGGAGAGGGUGUUUUCACAAUCCUGAAGAAAUCGCUGUCCUCGCUGACCUACAGCUCCCUCUGUAUCCCCGAUGAUAUUGCAGAGCGUGGGCUGAAAGAUGUGCCAAACUUCCACUACAGGGAUGAUGGACUGAAGCUCUGGGACAUCAUACACAGAUUUGUGAAGGGCACACUCAGCUUCUACUACAAGACUGACGUUGAGGUCGAGCAAGACUCUGAACUGCAGGCCUGGAUUAAGGACAUUUUUCAAUAUGGAUUCCUUUCACUAGAGAGCACUGGAAUUCCACAAAAAUUCACCACUGUGGAUGAGAUGGUCAAGUUUGUCACCAUGGUGAUCUUCACUUGCUCUGCUCAGCACUCAGCUGUCAACUCUGGACAGUAUGAUUUUGGUGCCUGGAUGCCCAACAGUCCUACCUCCUUGCAGCUUCCUCCACCAACAAAAAAGGGGAUAGCAACUGAGAAAACAAUGCUGGACUGCUUCCCCAGUGUUAACACAACAGUGCAUGGCUUGGCUGUGAUGUGGCUACUCAGCAAGCAGUCCUCUGACCGUGUCCUUAUUGGCCAGUACCCAGAGAUGCGUUUCACUGAGGAGUUUCCUCUCCAGAAGAUAAAGGAAUUUCAGGAAGAGCUCAAAAAGCUGAGUGCAGACAUCAAGACCAGAAACUCAAGUUUGGACCUGCCAUAUAUAUACUUGGAUCCAGAUGUGGUCGAAAACAGUGUGUCCCUGUGAAUAUUAGAAUGCAGCUCCUCCUUCUUCUUCAGAUUCAGAUUAAUAAAAAGAAGCAAAGAGGAAAGCAUCUGGUCUGAAUCAUAACUAGUUCUGAUGAUUUAUCUUUUGUUAUUAGUCAUCAUUUUUAAUCUACUUUUUUAGUUUAUCAGUGAGUACAAGGAAAGGGAAUAGACCCAGAAGUUUUUGAGUGAAUAUGGUCUGCUUUGGUGUGGGUUUUUUUUAAUUUGUCUUAAAACAUGAAUUAAUCUUCUUUUUUAUUUUGCUUGAUUACUAUUGUAGCAUCUCUUUCAUCUUUAGAAAGGGGGCGCAUGGAAAAGCUUGUGGUCUGAUUUAUAAUUGAUUCUAAUGAUUGAAUUUGUCUUUUACAAUGUAAAUACAAUUUAAAUCUCAGUUUUUUUUUUAAUGAGAAAGGAAAUAGGUGAGGUUCUUGAAUAUUCUUUUCUUUUUUUGUCUGUGUAAAUUAAUUGAUCUGUUUUUUUUCUUUUUACACUGUGUUGUGUGCUUAGUGUUAGUAGCUUUCACUAACUGCUGAGUUCAUCUACUGUGAAUGCUGAUAUUAAAAAACGAGUCAAACAAAUAUUUUAAUUCUUUCAAACAGGAAAAUGAAUCAUUUAUUGUACUCUAUUUUGGCAAAGCUACACACAGACACUCUGAGCCACCAGUGUCUAUAAUACGUUCCUUCAUUUAAUCACCUUAAUUAUUUUAUUGUACUGAUGAGAAAAAAAACUGUCUUUCUGCCACAUUGUGAUCAUGUUGAAACAUUAAAAUUUAAAACUUAAA